ACUAAUGACGACGACGACGACUACGGGCAGCACAGCAGCGACUGUGACUGCGAAGACCGUCGUCGCUGAGCGCGAUGAGUAGCAGUGGAAUCACUGGCGCGGAUGGACGUGUUUGGUGUUUGAUAUUCUAGCCUCUCUAACUUGACCCCCGGGUUGUCGGUCGGACAGGCGCGCGGUUCUAGGGCCCUUCUUGCAACGGUUCUGCGGGACGCAGUUAGGUCCCCGUCUUUCGCGGUUUUGAACUCUGCGGCUUAGCGGUUUCGCGCGGAUGGUCAAAUCGGAUAACAGUGAACUAUGGGAUAAAAAUUGUUUUUGAUAUGAUAGGGACAGAAUCAGCGGCGAUCUAACGCGAACAACACUGAUUUGGUUUGUGGUUGUCAGUGGGCUAAACAGAGACGGAUGGCAAAUUCGGCGCCGACCAUAUGGUAAUUUUGCGGGUGCCAAACAGAGAUGAAGCAUACGUGUUAAAUCGUCACAAUUGGGUCGGUGCGGUUCCGAGCGAACGAAGACGGAGCUAGAGAAAGAGAGCGAGAGCAAGAUAAGGGAAAGAAGCGUGCAGAACGUAAUUGGGAACGAUUUGAGGGGUCAACGAAGCGCAGAACGCGGUUACAGAACGGGGGAGGAAUGUUUAUAAAUUAAUAUUAAUUCAAUCAACAAGAACGAGUGCGACGAAGAACCUAGAAGAAGUGAGAUCAGUCAGAUUACAGCUCGGAAGUGCAACGGGGAGGAAACGGCGAAUUUAUACGGCUCAAGAGGACCAUGGCUCGAAGUAAUCUAGAAAGGAUCACAACGAUCCGUCGGUGGUUACAGUGUCGACUCAAGUGAGCGAGGUCGCGUGUGAAUCGUGUAUUACCGAAGCCUAGGCGCAAACGUAGAACACGCGCUAGAGUGCAUCCUACGCUGCACAGCCGAAAGUGUCCCAUUCUUGUGUCAUCUUGUGCGAGACGGUGAGCUCGUUUCAUAUCAGUGUUUAUUGAAUGGUGCAUCGUGUGCGACAUCUGCUUAUCAAAGUGCAUAGUGAACACAAACGCGCUUCCUCAAGAAACGUGAUUUUUACGAAGCUGCUCUCCGUUCGUCUGUCUAGUGAUUGUGAGUGCUUAUACCGGUCAAACGAAAAUAAAUAAAAUAAAAGGAAAACACCUAUAGAAGAGAGCAUGAAUGUGAUCUUGUGUAGUUGUUAUUGUUAUUCACCACUACCACCACCAAGAUCAGCAGUGUAAAGAAGAGAGCUACGAUCGAUUGGGAACGGAUGCUGUAGGAGGAUCUAUUCACAAAGAUCGCUCUGGACCACCUAAGAAAGUCGACGCGUCGGCCGAGAGUGCGAAAGAGAUUCGCGAGCUCGUUUAUUUAGAAAUCGAAGCGUGCUCACCACGCAGUCAACGUAAACAAUAGUCGCGCCGCGCAUGCAAACAGUUCUGAAUUUGCAAAUAAUCAAACAGCGGCUAUUUUACGACCAUUGAAACGUAUGGCGGAGGGCCACCGAGCGCUCUUCUAAACAAGAGCACAUACCUCCGAGCGAUCCAGUAGAGGAGAUUGUUGAUUCUACGAAUUUCGCGAGCUCCAACUAAGUGAAGUGAAACUUGAAGAUGCUGUGCUCGAUUUGAUCCUGUGUCGACAAACAACUUAUCGAUCACCUGUGUAACUGCGUAAAAGUGCGAGCUGUACAAGCAAAUAUUUUACUGAACAAAACGUCUUAUCACAUCAACCACCCACCCACCUAAGCAUAGUUCAAGUUUGAAACAAGUGCUGAAAGUUUUCCUCAAUCGUGUCUUCGUGUUGUAAGUGUCUGUCGUUCUCUCUAUGGUAAUUCAUAAGUGUGUGUGCGUGUUUGUUAGUGUGUUUUAAUCCAAAAGAAGUUAUUGUGGAAGAAGCAGUUUCACUAGUCCCGAAAAUAAGGCAGUGAACGUGUCACCAAAUUAAAGGCUAACACACAAUAACUACCGAAAGACGAUCCGACAAGAAGACGUGGAAAACCCAAUGGAAGUGGGGUCUAACCGCUGCUGCCGAGAGCACAAAUAAGAAGACGAGCCGAGCCGGCAGUGGCGAAUAAUGGUGAUUUAUAACAAUUUUGUCGUUAUUGAGUGAAACUACUCGUUAGUGAGUGAGGGUGGAAGGACUCGACGACUCGUCGGAAUCGGAAGAAGGAAAGGAAGAUUGCGGACGCGUGAAGGGUGGUGUGAAGAGACGUGAACUGUACUGAAGCGAAGAAGAUAUGGAUAAUAAUACAGUGCAUCAUCGGGUCGGUGUGGGGUGUCAAGGAUAACGGAAGAAAGCGGAGAAGAGUACUAGAAGGAAGGGGGAAAAAGUUUCUUUAUUGAAAGUUGCCGGUGGAAAGCUUGACGAGGGAGAAGAAGUGUGAGUUGAGCAAAGUCCGGCAAGAGGCAAAUCAAGUGAAGCUCAGCCAGGAAGAAAGAGAAGAUUAAAGAAGAAAAGGUGCAGGGGUUCGAAAGAAGCUAUCGAGAGCGGGAGGAGAGAAGUGGUUUGUGCAGAGGCUGAGGAAGGCGCGGAGAUAGUCAGCCAGUUAAGUGUGUGGCUCUGUGAGGCCAGCUGUGUGUGUCCCUCAGUGUAUUCGUUUUGAUGCCAUCAUUACAGACUACAUUAUGGAAAAUUAUAGCUAGAGGAGUGUCAUUCGCGGUGACGGCGCUCCAGAAGGAAACAAAAGAAGGAUAAACCGUUCACUUGGAAACCAGACGCCGAGCUGGAAGCUGCAAGAACUACACAAGAUACUAUCAUCAUUAAAUCUUCCCGUUCGUCAUUAAAGAUCCACCGAUCAUCCAGCAUUGAAUGACAAUCGUCCAGAAAUCCAGUAGCUUCCGUUCGUUCCAUCCGCGCCCGCAUCUUCUACCCGUAGCCGUCCUGGACCGCAUCCGCUUCGAAUACUGCCCGCAGGCCGUCGGGCCACGCAUUUACCUUCCUUGCCCCGGGGCACCAACGGAUCAGCUCGAAUGUACCACAAAGCACCAGACGGCCACCGCGGAGUAGAUGUGAAGCUGUUGGCCGAACUGGGAUAUCUAGCGGAACGGUUACGAAACCACGAACAGCGCUGGGAGCUGGCCGAGCUGAAAGAUCUCCACAAGCGAAUCGUGCUGAGCUUCGAUGAGCUUCCGUUGAAUGUGGUCCAGGCAUCGGUGGACGAUCAGCUACGACCGGUCCAGUCGGAACUUCACGGGCGCUCCCAGCUGCAGCAGGAAGUCGAGCGAGCGGCGGAAGCGGCGCAGAAGGUGGAAGCCACCAAGAGGCAGCAGCGCCUCCAACGAAUACAACAAUCCACCCAACCGAGUCCAUGUGACGACGUCGAUCAUGCCAAACUAGUUCAAUUAGAGGACUUUCUCAUCUCAUUCUACCACAGUUACUCGGAAACGCACAAAUCAACGCCCAAGUGCAAAAAGACCAAGAAGUCACGUAACGCGGGAGCCAAAGACAAGGUGUUUCCCUUCCUGCCAUCAUCUUCAUCGCGAUCAUCAUCGCUAGCGUCUUCAUCGAGUUCGACCGAGGCCGGACCUCGACCAGAACAGUGUGAUAGCCAGUGUGCCACGGCCACCGCCAACGACGACAAACAGCCAAAGCAACUCCACCCGGAACAAUCAUUCACUACAUCGCAGGCCGAUCGUACUAUGAACCAGGAUCGCGAACCCGGAGAUCCUAACUCAGUAGUUGUUGAACCCGCACAAGCCACCGACAAACCGACGUCGACGACGACCAACGACGACAACUCCGAGCAAACCAGUGCCACAAUCGACGACAAUCACAGUGAUGCCAAACCAAUCGACAGCCCCAGCCCUGGUGCCGGAAGCUGUUCAACGACGCCGCAGCGAUCAAUCGCGAGACCCCCCGCGGAUAGCACAACCAAAGACGACGACGAGGACGCAACGACGACCACGACCACCACGACGACGGCGUCCUCCGAUCAGCAAACCGUAGUCAAUGUUGACGGAGCCGAACCCCUGGACCAGAAGCGACCUUCCCUGGACGCUCCGACGUCUUCCUCGAUUACAGCGCCACGACCCGGCAUGGCUACGGGUUGCGGUGAUGGUGACAGCACAGAACCGGACGAGGAGGAAGACGAUGAGGACGACGAUGAUGGGGUGGAGGGGGAGCGGGGCGGUUCCGGAGGAGUGGAUGCCAUCGAGCGGAACAAACUGCGGAAGAGAAUCUCCGAGCUGGCGAACAACUUUGCCAGUGCCAAGCAGUUCCAGCAGAUGUGCGACAAUAUCGAUGCGAUCAACGACGUCGAGCUGAGGGCGCUGAUCCGGGAGCUGAAGCGCAAGAUCGACUUUGCCGAGCGGAUGAACUGGUUGUGUCUGUCCAGCCGGCCCCGUAACCCGCCGCACCGGAAAACGAGCCUGCCGAAGCACUCGGACGUGAAGAAGCGCUUCCUGGAGAUUGCCGAUACGACCCUGGCCGACGAGGUGAAAGCCGCCCUCCGGCUGCCGGCGUUCGAUUCCUACGAGUGGGAGGACUGGGACGUGAUCCACCUGAUGCAGACCAUGUUCGUCGAGCUGAACCUGCUGGAGAAGUUCCAGAUUCCCCGGGACACGCUACGGGAGUGGCUUUACGAGGUUUACAAGCACUACAACGACGUCCCGUUCCACAACUACCGGCACUGCUUUUGCGUGGCCCAGAUGAUGUACGCCAUCACUUGGCACACGAAUCUGGUGCAGCGGUUGGGCGAACUGGAGGUGCUGAUCCUGCUGGUGUCCUGCAUCUGCCACGACCUGGACCACCCCGGGUACAACAACAUCUACCAGAUCAACGCCCGGACCGAGCUCGCCCUGAGAUACAAUGACAUUUCUCCGCUGGAGAACCACCACUGUUCGAUUGCAUUUCGGCUGCUGGAGCAUCCGGAUUGUAACAUUUUCCGCAACAUGAGCAAGGACUUGUACAAAGACGUUCGCGAGGGAAUCAUUCGUUGCAUUCUGGCCACGGAUAUGGCCCGUCACAAUGAAAUCCUAACGCAGUUCCAAGAGGCUACACCCAUCUUCGACUAUAACAAUAAGGUUCAUACCAAUUUGCUGUGCAUGGUGCUAAUCAAGGUGGCGGACAUCUCGAACGAGGCCCGCCCCAUGGACGUGGCCGAACCGUGGCUGGAUCGGCUGCUGCAGGAGUUCUUCGCCCAAAGUGCCGCCGAAAAGUCCGAAGGCCUGCCGGUGACGCCCUUCAUGGAUCCGGACAAGGUCAGCAAACCGGGCAGCCAGGUGCGCUUCAUCGGGCUGGUGCUACUGCCGCUGUUCGAGGCACUUGGGGAACUGUUGCCGGAACUGACCGACUUGAUCAUCACUCCGGUGCGGGUGGCCUUGGAUUACUACAAGAAACUGAACGACGUGGCCACCAGGGCGCGUCGGUCGAUUGCAGAAGCGGAGCAAUCGUCGGAGAACAACAGUACGGCCACGACGGGAACGGCUGGAACGGGUACGGCCGGAACCGGAGUCAGCAGUGGAACGACCACAGGUGGAACGGGAACCGGAUCCGGGCCGGGAACGGGCACGCCAGGAUUGGGAACCAGUUCGACCGGAUCGCCUCAGUUGCCGCGGUCGCAGAGCGGCAUCAGCGUGAAAUCUAGACGUAGUAUCCCCUCGCAAAUAUCCGCCUGUGGAACAUCUGUUGAUGAGUCUAUUUUAAUUACAGCCGAACUGCACGACCUUCCGGAGGGUAGCGAGAGUGGAGACUCGGAGACGGCCACCGAAGUGGAUGUUGCGGAGAAAACGUCCCGCUUCAAGGUGGAUACCGAGAGUAGUCACCGCAAGCAAUCGCACCCGAGCUCCCGCAAGGGGAGCCGCGAGAAGCGCCCGUCGAUGAUCGGCGAGUACUACACGACAGGUACGCGCAUUCGUGGCUCCCACGGCAACAUUCAGCAUACUAAUCGAACGUAUUUUGGUUCAAAUCGUGCUAUUAGCUUAGAUCAGUACAGUAACAGCCGCCGGAUGUCCGACGGCAUCCAGAUACAGACCGUGGUGUCCGAUAACAGUGUGUACUACCAUCAGCGGCAGCACCGGAGUCUGGAGCACGAUUCCAUCGGUGGCGGCGGCGGUAGCGGCAUGUACUCGUCGUCGGACCGCAGUACCAGUCUGAACAGUAGCAAUGAGCAGCAACAGCUGAUACAGCAACUACAGCAACAGCAACAGCAGCAGCAACAACAACAACAGGGGCCAUUUCAAUCUAGUCACCAUGCGCAUUUCCACCAUCAUCAUCACUACCAGCAGGCGGCGGCUGCGUUGCAUCAGCUGCGAGCGGUUCAAGACUGUGAGAACAUGAACAUAAGCGUGCCUACGACGGCAACGGCUGUGGCGACGAGUUCGGGGAAAUUGUAUGCAAACUUGAACAAUAACAACAACAGUAGCAACAAUAAUAAAAACAUUGGCAGGAAGAUGAACUGGUGUCAGCAGCAGAAGCUGGAGAAGAUAAAGAACGCGAGUAACAACAAUAACAAUGGAGGAGGAUCAGGCGAAGAAGCGGGUUCUGCUGGGAAAGCUACCAGCAGUGCAGUAAACGGGACGAAUGGAACGGCGUCAAAAUCGAUCAUAUCAAGACUGAGACAACUGACUGGAAGAUUGAGCUUUAAUUUUGACUCGAAGGAAUCCAAGAAGCUGCAACAAACGGUUGCGGUAGAUGUGGUGGAUGUUAGGGAGUCACCCCAAGUUGACGGAUCGGGAAAAGGAGGCAGCACUAGUUGCUUGCAGAAGAAGGCACGCCUUCUGGAAAAAUCAAAGACUGUAGAUGUGGGAGGUUCGGUUGCGAUCUGUGGCGGAGGCGAAGGAAUGGGAGAGUACUGCUGUGCUACCGGAGUGAUACUGAAUCAACCAAAGUCGAUAUCGCCAAUACUUAUGCAACAACGGAACAGCGACAUCAUUAGUUCGAUCAACACGGCACGGAAUCGUGCCUACAGCUUGGAUGUACCCAUAGGUCGAAAUUGCUGUCGAAGUCUAAGUGGAAGCACUGCUGGCGGAGGAGGCUCGAGUUGCGGUGGAAGUCACAAGAGUUUGACAUUUUCUCUGAACAAAUCGUUGAAUGAGGAAGCUAACGAUACGACGUUAAGCUCAGGAGGAGGAUUGCGCCAGCCACCGAUAGAUGACACUACUAAAAGCGGGGGCAGCAUAAGCGAAACCAUUUGACAACACCCUUACGAACCAUCACUGCAAGGCAUCCUGCUGGCGUCGAGCUCACUUCAGACGGAUUCACCUACUCCAACGCCAUCGUCGAGACAGUCGCAUCAGUUGUUGCCGGCUAGCAGCAGUUCCGGUGGCAGCAACCCACCGCCGCCGGUACCACUGCUGCAGUACAGUCGGCGGCAAUCGUCACAGGAUGGCGCUGGUCAACGAGCUCCGUACGCCGAAUCGGAGUCUAUUUCAUCCAAACACACUUCGGUGCUGGUCAGCUACUGGGCUUGUCUGACGGAACGGAUGAGCUCACUGAUCUGCAAGUGCUGCGAGCGAACACUUCCUCCGGCGGAGAGCGUCUGAAAUCAGGAGUACUGACGGACGGUCAAAGCGGACGAGGAGUCACAGUGCUGUGGAUGGUUCGUGGGAGGCCACAAGCUUUCCUAAUGUAGGUUAUGUUCGAUAACACAAGUAUUCAUGGAAAUCAAUACGUUCGACUGAUCAGCUCCCGCAAAUUUUAGAACAGUUUUGAAAUUUUUACUAAACUAAGCAAAUUGACCAAGAAAACUUCACACUUUCCGAAACCAAAGUAAGAGAAAUAAUCAAUUGUAAUACUCAGUCAGUUUGAAAUCACAUUUAGCAACUCACACGUCGAACAUUUAUCCACCACAACGCGAACAUAUCACUUUCUACUGUUCUAACGACUAACAAUACAAACUUUAAGCCAAAUCGAAACGUCAAUCCGAAUUUAUGCACCUGUUUGACACAUUCGUCGGUCCCGCUAAAGCACACAAACAACCAUAACAACUAAACUGUAAACAUAACGGUGCAUGAUAAGACUCUAGGGGCCCUUAAUUUUCCAUAGGAAACCCACAUUUCUAGCUCUAUAGCGAUCGAAUGGCAAAGGAACACCUUCUUGAUAUUUAUCCUUUGAACUAAAUACUACAAACAAACAGACGAAACACCUAGAACAAUUUUCGUGAAAAUUCAUCGCCCAGGUCACACUACCAUCACCUGGUGGAAAUGUUUCACGCUACACUGAGUUGUGCAAUAUCGUCAACAGAAGGCGCUAGUGUGAAAUGUCAAACGCGAAGAAAAGCGAUGCGCGCGCCUCUGGUUCUGAAACCUACAACUAUGUUGAUUCAAAAUUAUCGUUAAAAAAGUGGUCGAUGGAAAUUUUGCAAGUGUUUCGUCUGUUUGGCUGUGUAAAUACCCUUCGAAGUCUGAAGAGCGUUAGCCAGCUCGUGACUUUGUCUUUUCGUUAGUAUCCCCAACAAGCAAAUCCCGUUUCUAGUGCGAUCCGGCCAACAACGGAUCACGCCUAACUGUAGUCUAUCGACCUAACGCGCAAGAGAUGAGUAGGCGGCGCUCCAGUCACUGACAGCCGUCAGACUAUAAUAUCGACUUAUUUUAGAGGUAAACAAUGAAACACUGACUACCGACUCUAGAUAUGAUUGAAAAUUCAUGUUGCAGGCAACAUUAUAAAUAAAUUUGAAGGAUGUAACACUCACACAUACACACACACACACCAACACACACGUAUGCAUAAAAGUAACGUUUUUUCCACUUAGGGGUACUCACGCUGGAGGUGAAUAGAUAUGCCAGUCGGUCGAAUAUCGAACCCCUCCUUUACAUCGGUGUCAAUGUCUCUUAAUGAUCAACAGAAUGGGUAGUUUUAGCAAACAACUAGUGUCGUAAGUGAAAGCAGAAUAUAUAGGUAAAUCCUAGGUGUUAGUACGUCGUCACAACUCUGGAAGUAUGUAUCUAUUGUUUAAGGAACUAUCUACUGAAAAUCAGUACGAAAAAGACUAACACAAACAUUAUUAAUUGUUGCGAUUUGCGAAUGGUGCGAACACGUGGCUUAAGCCGCCAGAUUCUUGAAAUUUUAUUUAUUUGGCAACCCGGCGGCGUGCGCCACAGUAGAACAAGUUUCCUCCUCAAACUUUAGCGACCAAAUUAGCCAAAUCUAGAGCUAUUGACAAUGUGCCACGAGAAACUGAAACUGAAACGUAUCCUCCUUUCCCCAGCCCAGUCCCAACCUAACUCAAUGCAUCCCACCAUUUCAAAACUUAUUAGGAAACUCCUCGCUGAAAUAUUUCCGGCCCCGACAAGAAGGUUUGAAUGGACCAAUAUUAGUCUCAAACCCCUGAAAGUGUGACAGCAAAACAAACACUGAAACAAAACUGUCUUCUGAAAGUUUGCAAAUAAGCGGUUGCACCAAAACUCCUAGACUAAAUUAGAGCAUCCGGACUAGAAUAGGCCACAAUUCGAUGUUUCCGCCAGUGGAUCCGCGAGGAGAACAAUGUUAAAGCAGAAGUGUCAUACUAAUAGAUGUGAUUUCAGUGGAUUAGACAUUAACCCAAAAAAAGGGAAAAGCUCUCAAACAAACGUUUAGUUUUAGUCAAAUGCGCGACGAGACUCACACACGCGGAACACUUUCGGACGCCCGGACGCAAAAAAAAACACUGGAAUCUUUAGAGGAAUCAUUAUAGAAAUACUAUAAAUAUUAAACCUAAUUGGUAAGUGAUUCGGGAGCCUGACGGCUAAAAAAAACAAUACGAUAUUUAGAGGUGGAACGCCUUCGGGAAGGGAAGACACCGUUCGAUAUAAACCAUGGACAUUAAAGAAACUAGAAAGAUAAACUAAAUUAUAGAUGUAAAUUUACGCGAUGGUAACGAUCGGCGCUGAUUGAUUGGGUCCGAAACGGAGACGCAGAGCGCUCUACACAGUGUUGACAGAUGUCAGUUAUUUGUCAAGCGUGUUUCUUCAAAUUGAUCUGCAUUGGAACCAAUUUUCCCCAGGCAACGUAGUCAUUGCAGAAGCCGGCGUUACUCCGCAGAACUGUGGGAUUUAUAAAUCAGCAAACUAAAUGGAAUACAAUUAUUUGAAUAAAUAAAAAAACAUCGGGCAAAAGUACCGGAAAUGAAAUAAAAAGAUGUAAAACAUAAAAUAUUACGAAUCUGA
Aedes albopictus (Asian tiger mosquito) is the source of this 10058-nucleotide messenger RNA. RefSeq names its product high affinity cGMP-specific 3',5'-cyclic phosphodiesterase 9A (gene Pde9). Gene Ontology annotation, biological process: cGMP catabolic process; signal transduction. The coding region runs from base 2946 to 7109 and encodes 1387 amino acids. Gene Ontology annotation, molecular function: 3',5'-cyclic-GMP phosphodiesterase activity. NCBI's taxonomy places the organism in Eukaryota, Metazoa, Arthropoda, Insecta, Diptera, Culicidae. The record is from RefSeq and is a predicted model, not a curated record. The transcript is spliced from 14 exons.